Messenger RNA from Labrus bergylta (ballan wrasse), 2077 nucleotides. Its product is annotated as histone H4. Gene Ontology annotation, biological process: nucleosome assembly. Gene Ontology annotation, molecular function: DNA binding; structural constituent of chromatin; protein heterodimerization activity. Lineage: Eukaryota; Metazoa; Chordata; Actinopteri; Labriformes; Labridae. Gene Ontology annotation, cellular component: nucleosome. The record is from RefSeq and is a predicted model, not a curated record.
CAGGAACAUUAUGUACACCUAACAAAAACGUGUUUACCAUUAUUUUCGUAACAUAAUCAUGCCCAUUAAAACUAGAGGUUCCAAGUCCUCAGUUUAAGGGGUGAGCAGAAAACAAUAAUGUAGCAGCCUGGGUUUUAAAAAGCUCAGUUCCCUUCAAUGUAAUUACUACAAUCGCGGAAAUUCACAUGGUGAUGUCAUCAAGGAGAUGAAGGUGUUGAGGCUCAGAAAGGAAGUCAACACAAUGAUGAUCACAACAGAAGUUUGUGGAAGAAGUUGAUAUUAAGGUUAUUUUUAAUUUCUAUAAAAAAAAUUAAGAUAUGCUGAGUUGCUAAUCACAGAUUUUAUAAAAACAUUUUAAAUGUAAUUUUGCUGGGUUACACAAAAGUUCAAUCUGGAAGUUUGCACUUUCAGCUAAACGGAACAAAAGUAGCGACAAUAUGUUUGAAUUUCCCAGAAAGAGUAACUGUUGUACCCCUGUUGGCUAAAAAAUUAUACUAUAAUAAUAAUACUGAUUUCUAAACUGGUCAGUCCAUGUUCAUUUCAGAAUCAGCUUUAUUGGCCAAGUAUGCUUACACACACAACUGCUCUCAAGUAUAACAUUAAAUAUUGACAAUAAACACAACAUAACAAAAGACCUCCAAGGCUAAAUAGGACAAUAGUGCAGUAGUGAUGCAAAUAUGCUGAGAUAAACAUUAUAAUAAUAUAUUAUGUUAUGUCGAUCAUAAACAGCUCAAGGUCAAGCACUCAUCAUCCAUCAGAACUUUGAAGUGUUGCUGUUGUUAAAUGAACAUCUCACAUACUUGGAUUAAAAUACAUUCAUGAAGAGUUUCAAAUCCAGUUAUAAAAAUAUAAAUUGUGACUGUGUUGGCUCAUACACUGAAAUUGUGAUAAUACAACAUUAAAGCAAUUAAAUGACGUGCACAUAGAUUCACUGAAUUAAAACACCUGUCAAGCUGAUUAAUUGAAUAACGCUGUUGUUGUCACCAUAAUUUCAAUGCGAUUUUUCUACUUUUAUUUUGAAGGCUACGUGUUUUACAGGAAACGUGCCUGCUGCUUCUGUCCAGCUUUAACGCGGAAGAGGACUGCGCUCGUGCUGUUUCUCUCCUCUAACGUCCUCAGUCAGGAUUUAAAUAGGGACGCUCCGAGAAGGGGGAGCAUCAGUUCAUCUACUGAAGAAUCCUGAAUCUAUCAAGAUGAGUGGACGUGGAAAGGGAGGAAAAGGACUCGGCAAAGGAGGCGCUAAGCGUCACCGGAAAGUUCUCCGUGAUAACAUCCAGGGCAUCACCAAGCCCGCUAUCCGCCGUCUGGCUCGCCGUGGUGGAGUGAAGCGUAUCUCCGGCCUGAUCUACGAGGAGACCCGCGGUGUGCUCAAGGUGUUCCUGGAGAACGUCAUCCGUGAUGCUGUCACCUACACCGAGCAUGCUAAGAGAAAGACCGUCACCGCCAUGGAUGUGGUCUACGCUCUGAAGAGACAGGGCCGCACCCUGUACGGCUUCGGCGGUUAAACUCACACCUCCAUUAACAACAACAAUAACAAUCAAACGGCUCUUUUAAGAGCCACCCACUUCAACUGAAGAGUAUAAACCUAACUUAUAACGUGUUGAGCAUGAUUUGAAAAUGUAUUGGUAUGUUUUUGUAUUUUUUACAUAAAAUAAUAUUCCUCGUCUGCUCAACUGAUUCGUUAUAGUAAUAUGAGUACUCCUGUUUCUUUCCACACAUGCUUUUUCUUAAUACUAUCACAAUAUUCUAAUAUUUAAGACUGGUAAUUCAAUAGGACUUAAUAUGCAGCCACAUGUUCCCUCACUUGCAGCCACCUGACCGUCAUGUUUAACAAUUUGAAUUCCAAAGAAGUAAAGUCACCUUUGAAAGGGAUAAUACUGCACCUGUACGUCACAUAACACUGCACCCAGCAGCUCCCUGAAGAGUCAACUACAGAAAGGCCUAUACUUGGAUGUGUGUUCUAUUUUAUACCAUACAUGGUGGGAAAUACUAAGACUAUACAAUUGCUAGUUUGCACCAGAGAGAAUAUUUAACUUUGUCCAAAAUGAGGAAAUCCAUAAACAAAUGAAAUAACUUA